Molecule: messenger RNA, 8114 nt
Organism: Corythoichthys intestinalis (scribbled pipefish)
Lineage: Eukaryota; Metazoa; Chordata; Actinopteri; Syngnathiformes; Syngnathidae
Exons: 16
Coding region: 132-2888 (918 amino acids)
Biological process (GO): negative regulation of protein ubiquitination; negative regulation of proteasomal ubiquitin-dependent protein catabolic process; negative regulation of protein K48-linked deubiquitination
Cellular component (GO): nucleus; cytoplasm
Molecular function (GO): K48-linked polyubiquitin modification-dependent protein binding
Source: RefSeq, a predicted model, not a curated record
GUGGGAGGACACUUUCGCUUUUACCGUGCAUCCUGGGCUGUCGGCAGCGAUUUAUAAGCUAAACCGGAAGUUUAACAAAGUUGUUUUUUAAAUCCACUUUUUGUUUUAAUUGCGGGGUCCAAAUAGCGAAUAUGAGCUCCUCGGGCUCUCUGACAAUUGGGGAGCUAUUCCAUACACUUGGUGAAAUGGGUUUCACACCCGAACAGAUCCAGGCAGCUGUGCAAGCUGGUCAUUUUUCCGUCACUGAUGCAGCUGAAUGGCUCCUGCAGGGUAAUCAGCAUCCACGUCACAGUUUGCACAAGCGGCCGACAGCGCCGGCGGAAACUGCGUUUGCGGCUUUCAACCCUCCGAAAAAGUCGAAUGCCACGUCCCAUUCGGACGCGUCUGACGCUGACUGUCUGGCAGGAGGCUCACUAGCGCUGCAGAAGUCGUCACCUCCCUCCAGAGAGCUGCCCCCUGUCGAAUCGCGCAUCAAACAGGACAAAAGUGAUUUUGAGGAGCAGCAAAGACAGCGCGUUGCUCAGAAGGCCAAAGCGGAGCGACAACAGAAAAAACAGGAGCGAGAGAUGGUCCUUAAACGCAUCGCUGACGAUCGAAAAAGCUUGCAGGAGAAAAAAUGCAGCAUAUCUGGCUCUGAGGCAUCGACAUCAGGGUCCCCGGCUACUCCCGGUCAAGGUCAAACUCUUGGAGGGAAAGUACAAACUAACUUGGACAACAACUGUAUCCUAAUGAUCCGGCUGCCAUCCGGUGAUUCCAUGCGUGAACGCUUUCCAGCGGACACGCCGCUGCGCAGCGUCAUGGAACACAUUAGCGAAUGUCACCCCUCCCUCCCCAAAUUCUGUCUCCUCCAGGGGUUCCCAAGGAAACGUUUCGGGGAGGCUGAGCUGGACUGCUCCUUGCGCUCUCUCGGGCUCACCCCCAACGCCGCCCUUUGUAUUCAGACCACUCCUCCUGGGACUCCAGAGGACGUGGUUGAACCGCCCCCCGUUGUGCAGGAACGGCAGGUGCCAGCCCAAGCAGUGACAGGAUCACCGGAUGUCGUCGUACCCCCUUUGCUACCCAACAACGUUUGGGAAGAAGCCGCUAGUCUGGCAGGUAUCCCUGGAAGCGGUCGUCUGCAUGGACCCUCCCACAUUUGGGGGCGGGGACAAAAGUUGGUUCCUGCAAACCCAGAGGAUGGCUCUGAUGUCCAGCUUGAAGAAGAAGAGGAGAAUGAUGAGGAAGAAGAAGAAUCUGACGAAGGAGAAGCUCAACAUUUGCUUAAUGGUUUGCCACGUCCUCCUUUCUUCGUGGAGAACCGGAACCGCGGCGCCUUUGAGUCCAGACACCGCUGGCCGGCGCAAGGCAACCGACUCAGGGAGGACGAGCCGGCGCAUGCACCGGCUCACGAGCCGGAGAACGUCGAAGUACGAGCGGCGCCCGGUGCUGCCGGGCAAGCCGCCGUGGAGAGGCAGCAGAGGGCGGCGCGGCUAGAGGACCCCGGAAACAGCAGCGGGGGGCAACCACUGCCCCCCAAGAGGUCCUUCCAGAACCCCCGCCUCUUGUCGUUGUGUGCCUUGGCUACGCGCGCCACCAUACAACUCAUGACAGCACCCAGUAUGCAAUACUGCAGCAGCCUAGCGGGCCUGACGCCCGAGCUAGCCGAAGUCCUUCUCGGCCACAUGGCGGAGAGGCGGCUGCUGCGUCCGCGUAGUUUGGAACUCUUCUUUGGCUGCCCGCUACAAAAGCUGGUCCUCAACUGCUACCCGUAUGCCACCAACGAGCUGUUGCGCCAGCUACGCGCAUUCACCGCGCUCAAACACCUCAGCCUCGUCAGCUCGCCGCUCAUAACUGAUUCUGGCCUGUCAAUCCUGUCCAGUCUCGUCAAACUGCAGUACCUCAACUUGGCCUCUUGUUGCAAACUGACCGACUCAUGUCUGCAGUACAUAACAGGGUUGAAAAGUCUUUGCUUCCUGUCGCUGGACCAGACCAGAGUGACGGACGCGGGGGUGGCGCAGUACCUGCGCUCGGCACCGCCGUGCCUCUCACAGCUCAGCGUCAACCAGACAACGGUCGGCGAGGCUACGCUAGCAGCGCUGCCCGCGUGCGUGCCGCAGUUGCGCAUGCUGAGCAUUAAGCUGACUAAGGUGUCGGACGUGUCGGCGCUGUCCGAGCUGACAAGCCUACAGACUCUCAACCUGGACGGCACGGCGGUGACGGAAGCCUCUCUGGCUCGACUGGGUUCCCACCCGUCGCUCUCGUCCCUCAGCCUGGCGGGGGUGCGCGUGUCAGACGGCGACCGCGUCCUCGAGAUCAUCUCGGGACUGCCGUUGACUCACCUGACGCUACCGGGUCGUCACUUGGUGAAGGACAGCGGCUUAGUGUUCCUUUCACGACUGCGGAUGUUAGCGGAACUGGAUUUUACAGAUUACACGCAUGUCACGGAUCAAGGAGUUCAGCACCUCGGCGUUCUGACCAGGUUGAAGAAGCUGUCGCUGAGCAACACCCAAGUGACGGACGCAGGGCUCCUUUCAUUGCGCCCUCUGGUGGAACUGCUGGAGUUGUGUUUGGACCGGACGACAGUAAGCAGCAGAGGCGUGGCGGCACUUAUUACCUGUCUGCCACAACUCCAGGUAUUGGGCUUAGCUAGCACUCAGGUGGGCGACAACGUCGCUAGGAGAGGUCUCGUCCACUGCCCGCAACUGCUUAAAUUAAAUCUCAGCCGCACCAGAAUCACAGAUAACGGUGUCAAGUUUUUUCCACGAACGCAUCUGACUCAGGUGAACCUAGACAGUACAGGCGUGACCCUGAUGGGGGUCGCCACCCUGCUAGCUUCCACGCGCAUUAGCAGCAUACGCGCUAGCAACAUGCGCCCCAUACCGCUCGACGAGGUGUCCGACGAGGAGUAGGACCAUCGUGAACGUUCACAUGAUGUAAAGUCGCGUUGUAAUUUUAGAACAUUUGUUAGUUUUUAGUCAAAAAUGACAAUCUAGCUUUUUGUUCAAUUAAAAACAACACUCCACAUUUUUUCCCCUUGUUUAUUCAGAUGAACCUUUAUUGCGUUACAUUGUUAAAUAAGAAUUUCUGAUUUUACACUAAAACAAACUUUUAAAUGACGUAAAAGCUGUUGCGGAAAUGGACUAACUGAAAUUUUUGGUGGCGGCGGAGAACGUAAAAACUGAUGAAGACGACAGAACGGGCUCCACGAUGCAGUGAGAAUCGGCCAAUCAGCGUGCACCCUGGAGGGAAGGAUACGAAGGCGUUAGCCUGCGUUCUGGGCUGAACGGGAAGCAUGGUAGGAAAGAGGCUCACGUUAAAUGUCAUGCGCUUGCUGCUUUUCGAUCUUGGAUUUCAAGUGCUCCUUGUACGCCAGGAUGUCGCGUUUCCACUUGGUGAUGGUUUGCUUCUCGCAUACCCAGAUUUCUUGAGCAACCUGCGAAAAUCAAGCGAGCAGUUCAUAAAAAAAUUUUUUUUUUUUUUUAAUGCAGAGUGGAUUUGAGAAAAGUGACACAAAAUCGCUACCGUGAGGCUUUGCCAAUUAAGUGUUAUUCAUGAUUUUUUUUUUUUGAGAAGUCACUUUGAGACUUUUGUAGUAUUUAAUAUUUUAGCUUUUUUGUACAGAAUAUAUCCAAUAAUACUUGUUCUCCCCACUGUAUAUACCAAGAAAUGUUUGUUGUAAUUGCAGACAGUUCAUGAAAUUAUCAAAUAUAGCACAAUCACUUACUAAUAAUAUUUAAAUCCUCUUAAUAGAGCAUACGAAACUUUAAAUGCUAAAUUUCAAGUUAAAAAUUGAAAUUAAAUUCUAGUUUAUUCAAAUAGCUACAUUUUCCAUGAAAUGUUAAUUGAUUAAAUUGUAUUUGUAUCCAUGACAUUAAACAGCAAUUUCUUUUUUGGAAAAAAAAAAAAAGUAUUUACUUUGUAGGAUAUAAAUACAUAUAUUCAUUCAUUCAUUUUCAAUGCCGCUUUUCCUCACGAGGGUCGCGGAGGUGGUGGAGCCUAUCCCAGCUAACUGCGGGCAGUAGGCAGGGUACACCCUGAACUGGUUGCCAGCCAAUCGCAGGGCACAAGGAGACGUACAACCAUUCGCGCACACACUCAUACCUACGGUCAAUUUAGAGUGUUCAAUCAGCCUACCAUGCAUGUUUUUGGGAUAUGGGAGGAAACCGGAGUUCCCGGAGAAAACCCACGCAGGCACAGGGAGAACAUGCAAACUCCACACAGGAAGGCCGAAGCCCGGGAUUGAACCCUUGAUGUCAGAACUGUGAGGUGGACGUGCUAACCACUCAGCCACCGUGCCGCCUAAAUACAUAUAAUUCAUCAUUACAGUACAUUUAGACAUAUUUCUAUAUACAAUCCAAUGCAUAAAAAAAAAAAUGCUCAUACACUUUCAGGGGGGCUAUUUUCACAACUUAAAAUUCAAAAUAUUUUCAAAACUAAAGCCACUAGUGACCCAAAACCAUAACAGGCACCUCCCUAAGGCUUAUACGGGUCUCCAUGAGCAGCGGCAAAAAAGUGAGUCGUUCCUUCGAUUAAUUUUUUUUAAAAUACAAGUAUAACAAAACUUAAAAUGGCUAAAAAAUUCUUAGCUUUUACGCUAGAUGCACAAAAAUCACCAAAUGCAGAAAUAAUCACCUAUAUUUUCAGGAUCAAUGGCAAUAUUUAACACAAGUUUUUGCCCGACAUAGCGACCCUAAUUUUUUUUUUUUUUUUGUGCAAGCAAAAUUUGCAUUUUUCUAUAUACAGUCACAACCCAUUUCGGUAGAAUUCUGAUGGUCACUAUUACCUCAGCACGUCUUGUCGGCUAUCUGGCCCUCGUCUUUAGAUUAAAAUGUUACGUAAAAGAUUUCAUUUUGUUUGGACGCAGAAAUGCCUAAUUCCUAUUUUUUUGCCCAAAAACUGACAGUUGGCCGAAAAUUACCUUAUUUGAAUGUAAAGUUACGCCAUCGCAAAAUAAAGAGCUUUUUAAGUUGAAAGUUCUUGUAAAUAAAUAUGCAAAUCCCGAAAUUUCUAUAGAUAUGAACGUAAAACAGUCUAGAUCAGUGGUUCUUAACCUGGUUUCGAUCGAACCCCAGGGGUUCGGCUACGGUAAAAAAAACAAAAAAAACAGCCCUAUUUUCGUACGCUGAUUAAAUCUAGGCAAAAAGCUUUUAAGACCAGGUUUUGGACUAGUUUGCUCCCAAUUUACAGGCUGAAUCCAUUUUUUUAACCGCUAGUCCUCGAUCUGAUGAGAGGAAGAACUGGUUUGCUCAGUGGUAGGUUAACUCAAACUUAGUAUGAGGGAAUACAACAGAUCAAUGGGCAGUGUGGUCUUGAGUUUAGACUUCUUUAUAAAACAUGCUGUCAAUAUGAAAAAAUUUGAACGGGAAUUUGCUAAAUUAUUAACUUGCUAGCUUAGAUAUAUCUGUUUUAAAUGUGAUUUUUUUUUUAUUCUGAAGGGUUCGGUGAAUUCACUUGUGAAACCUGUGGUACCAUGAGCAAGGUUAAGAACGACUUGUCUAGAUUCUUGGUUACAAGCAAAAAAAAAAAAAAAAAAAAAAAAAAAAACGGGCAGUUAUCAUUCAUCUUACAUAAAUAUUUCAAGCUUAAGUUAUGCUAUUUUUUCCCCACUAAAUGAAAUUUUUUUCACUACAUUUUUCAAGUACAUGCAUCGUGCCAUUUUAAAUAUUACCUUGAAUCCUUAACACCAUCACUCGAGACACUCCUGCCUGCUUGUAUGCGCCAAUACUAUCAUCUGUUUCCACCUAAAUCCGGGGUUAGAACGCAGCGCGUCCGAGUUUACCACAGUGAAAGCUGCCACGACGCGCUGCCUGGCCCAGCCCCCUAUGGGAAGCCGUGGCGCAAUGUCUGGAGGAGCCGUCUCGUCAACUGAUAGUGAAGUCCAUGAUAUAAAUUGUCUCUUUUGAAGUAAAUUAUUUUAAAAUACAAGUACUAUAUCACAAAAAGUGGGAAUUUAUUUUUAGAUGUCAAUGGCACCCAAUGAGUUCAAACGCUUGCAUUAGCACGAUAUAGAGGACCUACCUGCUGUAUGAGCCUGAAGUCGUGGCUGACGAGCAUCAUGCCGCCGUCGAACUCGUUGACUGCCUCUGCCAGCGCGUCGAUGGUCUCGAUGUCCAGGUGGUUGGUGGGCUCGUCCAGGAAGAGCAUGUGCGGGUUCUGCCAGGCCAGCCAAGCGAAGCACACGCGGCACUUCUGCCCGUCCGACAGGUUGCGAAUCGGGCUCACCUGGAAAAGAUGAAGACUCAGCUCCGUUGCAAUGCUUCCCGGCACCGGCACUUCGUACCUGCUGCUUCCCCGUGAGUCCAUAGCGGCCGAUGAUCUUCCUCAUCUCCUCCUUCUCUUUGAUUUCGGGGAAACAUUUCAUCAUGUACUCCAGGGGUGACAGGUCAAGUUCCAGCUGCUCUGUCAGAUGCUACCACAAAAACAGACACUUUCACUGCUACAGUCACAUUUCAAACAUGUCCAUUUUAUAAAAAAUUUAUUUGACGCUUUCCUACCUGGUGAUACCGACCAAUCUUGACGUGAGAAUGUUUGCGGAUCAUGCCGUCAGUGGGUAGCAGCUAAAAAGUAAAACAAUUUCUCUUAAGAAUAAACUGACUACCAAAAUAGAUGGGGUUUAAUUUGAUAGAAUGUCGAUUAAUAGCACUAAUUGAGAUCAAAGUGUUUACCUCUCCCAUGAGCAACUUGAGGAGGGUUGACUUUCCCGCACCGUUGGGCCCCACCAAAGCCACCCGGGUGUCCAAGUCGAUACCAAACUCCAGGUUUUUGUAUAUGUGUGGCUGCAUUUAAAAAAAAAUACAAGACCGUAAGAACGGAUUGAUUAAAAAUAUUUUUAAAAAGUUGUGCAUGCGUGCUCACCAUGUUGUCACCAUACUUGAAGCUCACAUUCUGAACCAUGAUAACCGGAGGAGGGAUCUUCCCACAGGGAGGAAAAUAAAAUGACAGCGUCUGCAAAAACAAUCUGUUAGCAAGCAUACAAAACAAGCUGACAAAAAUAUUUAUGUAUCCGACAUUACCUUGUCAUUCACAACUUUUUCAGUGAGGCCCGAGGCCACCAUCUUCUGCAGCGUCUUCUCUUUGCUCUGCGCUUGUCGGGCUAGCUUAGCGGAACCGUGACCGAACCGGGCGAUGUAGUUCUGUAAAAAAAAAAAAAAAAAAAGUGAAAUUAAGUACAAGCUACAAAUCCACCAGAAAGGGAUGUAAUUUGUAGUGCUGUCAAAUUUAUCGUGUUAACGGGCGGUAAUUAUUUUUUAAAAUGUAUCUAGUCAAAAUAUUUGACGCAAUUGACGCAUGCAUUGAAUGACCCGUUCAUGCGUUGCCUCAAACAGUUUACUACGACGCUGUUUUAGCACAUUGAGAGCGAAAAGGCAGAGAAAUGCGAGUGGACACAGGCGUUCAUUGGCCUACAACUUUUAUUGGCUUGGCAACUCUUUCACAACACAUACAAGUAUUGUGGCGAACGACGCGGGGAAGAACGACAGGAGACGGGCUUAAUUGAACACAACGCAGAACAUAAUGUAUACCAUUUGAAGCCACCACUGACAGUUAUGGUUGCCCAAUUUCCCAUCAUGCAUUUGGGCGGAACAGUUAAGUUGCUUCUAGUAAAUGCACAACAAAACUAAUAUUCCUCUCUCUCACAGGAGAACUUUUUCUUAACUCGCUUCAUUGAACACAAUGCAGAACAUACGGUAUACCAUUUGCAGCCACCACUGACAGCCAUGGUUGCCCAACUUCCCAUCAUGCAUUUGGGCGGAACACUUAAGUCGCUACAGUAUCAUUUAGUGAAGCACAACAAAAAAUGAUAUUCCUAUCCCUCAAGAAAAUAAUGUUCACAAAAAGAAAACCGCCCAAUGCAAAGAGAACUGGCAUUCCUAAUCAAAAUAGCUAUGCAAAAUAAACAUAAAACUUAAGACUUUGCUUGGCUUGAUUUCUCAAGUAAUUUAAAACUCGCCAUUGACACCUUGUGGUGUAUUUCAAUCACUAUCUUACGCAGUUAAAAGACACUGUGGAAGAACGGCUGUGACAUUACCCCUUGGCGAGGUCAACAAUGGCGAGCUACUAGUUGAUUUUUUAAAAUGAAAAUUUUACAAAUUUUGUUAAAACGAAAAAAGGGGGGUUUUAAUAUAAAAUUACUAUAA